AUGGUUAUUGCUAGCAGUGUCGCAGGACAUUUGAUGGCAGUUCUCGCUAUCAUAGGUAUUUGUGUUGCAGCUCCGUACACUCCUAAAAACAUUAAAUUGGUCAAGAAGGAUUCUGGGUUCGACUACCAGAACGAUAAGAUCCGUGGGGUUAAUCUUGGGGGAUGGUUCGUAUUGGAAGCUUACAUGACUCCAUCGUUAUUCGAACAAAAUGCUGAUGACGGCAACGUGCCAGUCGAUGAAUAUCACUACUGCCAAAAGUUGGGCAAGGAAGUAUGUAAGCAACGAUUAGAGACCCACUGGGAGAACUGGAUAACAGAAGACGAUAUUUCUAGUAUUAGCAAGCUUGGGUUAAACAUGGUGAGAAUCCCAAUCGGGUACUGGGCGUUCCAGACCUUAGAUUCAGAUCCAUACGUUCAAGGCCAAGAUAAAUACUUGGAAAAAGCAUUAAAAUGGUGCAGAAAACAUGGUUUAAAGGCUUGGAUUGAUUUACACGGUGCACCUGGGUCACAGAAUGGUUUCGAUAAUUCUGGGUUACGUGAUGAAUACGGGUUCCAAUCGGGUGAUAACACUCAAGUCACUCUUAAUGUGUUGGCACAGAUCCUGGAAAAAUACGGUGGUUCUGAUUAUGAAGAUGUAGUAAUUGGUAUUGAGUUAUUGAACGAACCAUUGGGCACAGUUUUGGACAUGGACAAGUUAAAAACUUUCUACUAUGGUGGAUACAAAACUGUCAGAAAUUCCGGAGUUCAAACAGUUGUCAUUCACGAUGCCUUUCAAUCUAUGGGAUACUGGAACAAUGAUUUUAACCCUCCAAGCAAAUAUUGGGAUGUCGUCGUAGACCAUCACCACUACCAAGUAUUUUCACAGGGAGAGUUAGAAAGAUCCAUCGAUGAACAUAUAGACACAGCUUGUGAAUGGGGUAAAGCAGCUACUCAGGAAUCACAUUGGAAUGUGGUCGGUGAAUGGUCUGCUGCUUUGACCGACUGUGCUACUUGGUUAAAUGGUGUUGGAAGAGGUGCCAGAUACUCUGGUGACUACGACAACUGCCCAUACAUUGAUUCCUGUGGAAAAUAUCUCGACUACGGUUCUUGGCCAAGUGACUACAGAACUAACGUUCGUAAAUACAUUGAAGCCCAAUUAGAUGCAUAUGAACAAGGUGCUGGAUGGAUUUUCUGGUCCUGGAAGACAGAAAAUGCCAUUGAAUGGGACUUUUCUAGAUUAACCGAAGCAGGCAUCUUCCCAUCACCAGUUACUGACAGAACAUACGAAAACCAAUGUGGUUUUUAA
Molecule: messenger RNA, 1284 nt
Organism: Debaryomyces fabryi
Lineage: Eukaryota; Fungi; Ascomycota; Pichiomycetes; Serinales; Debaryomycetaceae
Gene: XOG1
Product: glucan 1,3-beta-glucosidase
Exons: 1
Coding region: 1-1284 (427 amino acids)
Biological process (GO): glucan catabolic process
Cellular component (GO): extracellular region; cell surface
Molecular function (GO): glucan exo-1,3-beta-glucosidase activity
Source: RefSeq, a predicted model, not a curated record